CCUCUUUCUUCUUUCCUCUCUCAGUAGUCCCCCACCCCUACUAGUACAAACAAACAAACAAACCAGCCAAAGCUGCGAUACCAAUCUCUCUCUCUCUUUACCUCUUUUUUAUAUAUAUACACACACGCAAGUAAGACUUACUGUUCUUAUAUAUGUAACUGACAGGCCUCUCUGUUUCUUUGAUAUUCUGGAAUCAUUAUUACUUCUAUUAUUCAUGCUCUUUUGAAACCCUAACUCGAUCAGUCUCUCUCUCUCUCUGUGACUAACUCAUACACAAGAAUUCGACUCGGUCGAGUCUCCUCCAUGGCUAACAACAACCCCUCGGAAAACUCCACCGACGACUUCCUCGAGCAAAUUCUCGGCUUUCAAACUUACGCAUCCGCCGACACUCAUUUGGCGCCAAAUGAUGCCACUUUGGCUGCAACGCCGCCUCCGAUGAUGCUUCAGCUCAGCUCCGGCGGCGGCUUUCACAGACCGGUGUUUCCGUUAGGGUUGAGUUUGGACCAGGGGAAGCCAGGGUUCAUGAACGAGGCGUCGGGGAGUAGUAAGAGGUUUCUCGAGGAUGUUGUUGAUGGCCGAUCGUCUUCUUCCUCCGUGAAAAAUGCUUUUCCUGGUCAACCAAUGCCUAGCACAGUUGCUGCAGUGCCACAUCCACCUGCAAUUCGUCCCAGGGUGCGGGCAAGACGAGGACAGGCUACAGAUCCACACAGUAUUGCUGAGAGGUUACGCAGAGAGAGAAUAGCUGAAAGGAUUAGGGCUUUGCAAGAAUUGGUUCCUAAUGUCAACAAGACAGAUAGAGCUGCCAUGCUUGAUGAAAUUGUCGACUAUGUGAAGUUCCUACGACUCCAAGUGAAGGUUUUAAGCAUGAGUAGAUUGGGCGGAGCCGCUGCCGUGGCCCCUCUUGUAACGGACAUUCCAAUAUCCUCCCUGGAGGAGGAAGCUGGUGAAGGUGGGAGGAACCAACCAACCUGGGAGAAGUGGUCAAAUGACGGUACAGAACGACAGGUAGCGAAGCUCAUGGAGGAAAAUGUGGGGGCUGCUAUGCAGUUCCUUCAGUCCAAGGCACUUUGCAUCAUGCCCAUCUCACUUGCCUCGGCAAUCUACCACACACAACCACCGGAAGCCACUACGGUUGUCAAAUCCGAGGCACAUCCCCCUUCAUAAAACCUUAAAAAGGGCACAUAUGGCAUGGUCUCCCUAGUGUUCUCAUUCAGUCCCCACCCUUAACUACACCUAGUUCAAACCCUAGCAAAUCAGCUUGGUUACACUUUAGUUUGCAAUCAACGUCAGAUGCCACCAUGCUUCCACCACCUUUUGCCUUUCAUUUCAGCUAUUUUAUCAAAAGAGGAUUUGAUGUUAAUGUUUAAAAAAUAAUGCUACUGGACCCACCAUGUCUUUACCAAAUUCAAAUAGAGGGUGGGAAUUGUCAAAAACUUUAUUUUUUCUUUCUAUAAAUAAAUGAUGUGCUCUGCCUUUUUUUUUUUGUGCA
Messenger RNA from Camellia sinensis, 1489 nucleotides. It is a transcript of the gene UNE12, whose product is annotated as basic helix-loop-helix (bHLH) DNA-binding superfamily protein. Gene Ontology annotation, cellular component: nucleus. Gene Ontology annotation, biological process: regulation of transcription by RNA polymerase II. NCBI's taxonomy places the organism in Eukaryota, Viridiplantae, Streptophyta, Magnoliopsida, Ericales, Theaceae. The record is from RefSeq and is a predicted model, not a curated record. Gene Ontology annotation, molecular function: RNA polymerase II cis-regulatory region sequence-specific DNA binding; DNA-binding transcription factor activity, RNA polymerase II-specific; protein dimerization activity.